This is a messenger RNA of Chelmon rostratus (copperband butterflyfish), 1152 nucleotides long. RefSeq names its product beta-2-glycoprotein 1-like. Lineage: Eukaryota; Metazoa; Chordata; Actinopteri; Chaetodontiformes; Chaetodontidae. The transcript is spliced from 8 exons. The record is from RefSeq and is a predicted model, not a curated record. The coding region runs from base 65 to 1111 and encodes 348 amino acids. Gene Ontology annotation, biological process: negative regulation of complement activation, classical pathway.
AGUCAGUAUUUAAACCAGAGACCAGGGGAAAGAACUGAGGAACAGCAACACAUUUCAGCAAAGGAUGGAACGCACUCUGGCUUUGUUGCUUGUAUUUUUCACAAGUGUGACUUCUGGACAAGACAAUGUGUGUUUGAGGCCUGUGCCGGGUGAACACAUUGAGAUAGAUGGGCUCCAGAGGUUCUUUAGCCCCGGUGCGGAGUUAGCGCUGUCCUGUGAACAGGGAUACACCCCCAUCUCUGGCCCUCGGAAGGUUGUCUGCACUGCCAGUGGGGAAUGGACAAGAACCAAAUUAUUGUGCAUGCCAAAACGGUGCCCCUAUCCUGAGCCACUGUCUAAUGGAGAAUUGUACUACGAGGAUACUGUGUACCAGAGUACAAUCAACUAUACUUGUCAUGACGGGUACACCUUGACUGGACCCAGCACUGCUGAGUGCCUUGCCAAUGGAACAUGGAGCACAUCAGUACCAGAGUGCAAGCCUGUGACCUGUGCUCUCCCUCCGAUCCCAGAGUUUGGGAUGGUAACGUAUGACAGGAGGAUCAGAGGGAACACCACUGAUUACGGUGUCCGAGUGACAUUCAAGUGCAACCCUCCGCACAUACUUAUUGGGGAGUCAAGAGCACAGUGUACUGCCAGUGGCACCUGGACCGAGAUACCUAAAUGUCAAGUGGUGACCUGCCCCCCGCCGGAGAACAUCAACAGAGGCUACAUGUCAAGCAACGACCAGAGAGAAUAUGACUUCAUGGAAACUGUCAACUAUGACUGCCUUGGAUCCUUUGUACUUGAAGGAAGCUUCCAGAUUUUUUGUCAGAAAGAUGGGACUUGGUCUGAAAAACCAUCCUGCAAGUCUCCUUGCAAUGUUGAUAUAAACAGAGCCAGGAUACUCUACAGAGAUCGAAAAAUCUGGAUCAAAGACCUUCCUCAUAGCAGAGUCUCGCACAAUGACAUUAUCUCAGUCUACUGCAUGGACAAGGCCAGGAACUGCGGUUAUGCAGUGCCAACCCAGUGCAUCGAUGGAAAGCUCAAAAUUCCAGACUGCUUCACAGAGCCCAGCCUUAUUGAUUAUAGCCUUCAUUCAGGUUCGCUUCCAUCUGAAAUCACACAGUGUUGAAACAGCAGCAGAUCCUUUCCCUGAUGAUGAUUGAACAACGA